This is a messenger RNA of Acanthamoeba castellanii str. Neff, 1134 nucleotides long. RefSeq names its product inosineuridine preferring nucleoside hydrolase. The transcript has 10 exons. The coding region runs from base 1 to 1134 and encodes 377 amino acids. Gene Ontology annotation, cellular component: cytosol. Lineage: Eukaryota; Discosea; Longamoebia; Acanthamoebidae. Gene Ontology annotation, biological process: purine nucleoside catabolic process. The record is from RefSeq and is a predicted model, not a curated record. Gene Ontology annotation, molecular function: purine nucleosidase activity.
AUGGCUGAGGGACGACCGAGGAAGGUUAUUGUGGAUACCGAUGGCGGCAUCGAUGAUCUGCUGGCUCUCGCCCUCGCUCUCAAAUCUCCUGAAGUUGAGAUAAUCGCCAUCACCACAGUACACCUUCCCACCCACACUGGAAGGAUCCUCACCAUGUGGCCGAGGAUAUCUGCUGCACAGGUGUGCGGCAACGUGCCAGUCGAUAGGGCGACAUCCAACAUCCAGCUCCUCUUCCACUACAUGCAAAAGCAAGAGGGAGGAAACAAGCUUCGCUUCCCCCACAUACUCGCUGUGGGCGCGCCCAAGCCCCUGCGGAGACUGCUCGUCACGGCCGAGUACUUUCACGGCGAGGACGGCGUGGGCGGGAUCACCACCCUCAAGGACGAGGCCACCGACACGCUCAUCUACGCGCCGCCCCAGGGCAACUUCACGCUCCACCACCAGCCCGCCGUCGAUGUGCUGUUGGACCUCCUGCGGACCCACGAGCCCGGCGAGAUCACCAUUCUCACGAUCGGCCCGCUGACCAACAUCGCGCUGGCGGCCGAGGCCGACAUCGAGACCCUGCGCCGCGUCCACGAGAUCGUGAUCAUGGGCGGGGCCUUCUUUGCUCCCGGCAACGUGACGCCUCACGCCGAGUACAACAUCUACGCUGAUCCCGAAGCGGCCAAAGUCGUGUGCGAGGCCCGGCUGCCGCUCGUCUUUGUCCCUCUCGAUGCCACACACCUCGUCCCGUUUGCGGAGGAGAGCCUGCGGCCCUGGUCCGACAAGUCCCCGAUCGCCAAGUUUGUGACCGACCUUACGGCCAAGGCCUACGGCAGGAAGGUAGUGGCGCACUGUUCGAACAGUGCCCCUCGCUUCCAACUGAACGAUGUCUCUGCAGACACGUUCCACCUGCACGACCCCGUGGCCACGGUGGUGGCGAUCGACGAGGAGCAGCGCAUGACCAAGCGAAAGAGGUUCGGCUCGGCUGUGGUCGACUGCACGCCCGAGUUCGACGGCAAAACCACUGUCACUGAAGCCGUGGUGAAGGCCGACGACGAAGAGGGCACAAGGCGAGCCUACGUCGACGUGGUGCUCGAAGUUGAGACAGACCGCGUCCUGUCCUUCUUCAUGGAGCGGGUCCUUCACCCGUAA